Molecule: messenger RNA, 2207 nt
Organism: Zootermopsis nevadensis
Lineage: Eukaryota; Metazoa; Arthropoda; Insecta; Blattodea; Termopsidae
Product: multicopper oxidase 3
Biological process (GO): iron ion transport
Cellular component (GO): plasma membrane
Molecular function (GO): oxidoreductase activity; copper ion binding
Source: RefSeq, a predicted model, not a curated record
CCGUUAACGAGUAGAGAUGUGGCCACUGAGGUACUACAUCCUAUCCACGGUGCUCAGCGCUGGGUUCACAACACUUGCAGAAUUGGUGGACCUUGAGGAGUUCCUUCAGCCAGACAGUGUUCUGAACGAUGAAAUUGCAAUCAAAGGACGCAGGAAUUACAGUAACAGGUGUUACAGAACUUGUAUCGCCGGCGCUGAACCCAUGACCUGCUACUACCGCUGGACUAUCGAAGAUUACAACACCCUCGGGGCGGCGUGUGGAGCGUGUCCGCUGAACGAGACCUCGUGUUUCAACCCCCAGUGCGUCACAGCUGACGGAUACGAAAGAGGAAUAUUAACUGUGAACAGAGGAAUUCCGGGACCAUCCAUACAGGUGUGCCAGGGAGACAGAAUCAUCGUGGAUGUGAAGAAUAACAUGUUGGCACGAACGACCACAAUCCACUGGCAUGGAAUCUUCCAGAAAGGGACGCCGUAUAUGGACGGAGUGCCUAUGGUUACUCAAUGUCCCAUCAACGAGGGCCAAAUCUUCCGGUAUGACUUCGUGGCGAAGAAUGCUGGGACUCACUUCUGGCACUCGCACGAUGGUCUGCAGAAGAUGGACGGCCUGGUAGGGAACCUGGUGGUCCGUGAACCUCGGUCCUACGACCCGAACAGCCACCUGUACGACUAUGACCUGUCUUCACAUGUAAUUCUGAUCACGGACUGGUUUCAUCUGGACGGCGACCAACACUUCCCCGGUCUCAGGACUCACGACCAGGGGCAGAACCCCGACACAUUCCUCGUCAAUGGCCUCGGUCGAUACUUGAAAACCAGUCUCUUUCCUUCCCUGGGUAGCAUACUCGCAUUAUCGUCUCUCCUUGGUCCCAUUGCCAUCCCACAACAACACAGGAACCUCAGGCUACGCCGACAAAUUCUACAGAGAACCUCCCUGGGGGUGCCAUACGCGGUGUUCCGGGUGUCCCGAGGCAAGCGCUACCGGUUCCGCCUGGUGGGAGGUACGUGCACCGUGUGUCCCUCCCAGGUGAGCGUAGAGAGCCACAGUCUGCUCCUCAUCGCGACAGAUGGCAACCCCAUUGAGCCCGUCCGCGUGGACUCCAUCGUACUUUACCCAGGGGAGCGCUACGACGUGGUCCUUGAGGCGAACCAAGCUGUGGCUUCGUACUGGAUCCACGUGAAGGGGAUCGGCCCUUGUACCGCGGACGAGCCAUAUCAGCUGGCCGUCCUACGAUACAUAGGAGACAGGAGGAAGGAACCAGGAAACCGAAAACCCGGUUACGAUGGAUUCAACUCAGCAGGACCAGUGCUGAAUCCCGACGGAGCAACAUGCAACAAUGGGAGUUCAGGGAUCUGCAUCCCGGAACUCAGGAGCUACUUCCCCGUGGAUUCUGCCGUACUGAAGCCUAUUCCAGAUGUCCAUCUGGAGCUCGGCUUUGGCUUUCACACCUUCUCCAUUGCAGAAUUGUUUCUUUCAAACACCUAUCACCGCUUUCUUCAACCUCCAGGGCCCGUUAUUGUUUCCAGCAUAGUCAACAACAUCUCGAAUAUAUUCCCACCUUCUCCCAUCCUGAGUCAGCCUCAAGAUAUCCCUACAAAAUCCCUGUGUCCUGCAAUACCUACCGGUGUUCCAAAGUGCGGAAGCAACUACUGUGAAUGCUUCAACGUCAUCCAAGUACCACUGGGAAGCAUCGUACAGGUGCUUCUGGUCGACACGUCGACUGUACCUGGGACACUGCACCACCCUUUCCAUCUUCACGGCUUCGCAUUCCGCACUCUUGGUGUCGGUGUGUUCGGGGCGGGACACACAUUGAGCCAGCUGCGAGCGGAUCUCCAGGCGGGAAUAAUACCACAGGCUUCACCUAGACCCACAGCAAAGGACACAAUGGCCAUCCCUUCUGCAGGGUACGGCGUCAUCAGGUUUAGAGCCGACAAUCCAGGUUACUGGAUUUUCCAUUGUCACUUCCUGUACCAUUUGGCAACUGGAAUGAGCGUCGUUCUGCACGUUGGAGACCGCGAGGAUUUGCCCCUCGUCCCUCGAGGAUUCCCCCGAUGCGGCAACUUCCUGUCACCAGUGAAGCCGAGGGCCACGGACCGACAACAUUCUGUCACGGCGAUGUAAUAUUUAUGGUGUUUCACUUAUGCUAUGGUAUCUAAUGUAUUUAUAAUUAUCAAGAACGAGAGUACGCGAAAAAGAAAACGUUUAAAAUGUU